This is a messenger RNA of Lampris incognitus (smalleye Pacific opah), 3138 nucleotides long. It is a transcript of the gene scarb1, whose product is annotated as scavenger receptor class B, member 1. Gene Ontology annotation, molecular function: low-density lipoprotein particle binding; scavenger receptor activity; lipid binding. The transcript is spliced from 13 exons. Gene Ontology annotation, cellular component: caveola; cytoplasm. Gene Ontology annotation, biological process: plasma lipoprotein particle clearance; recognition of apoptotic cell; cholesterol efflux. NCBI's taxonomy places the organism in Eukaryota, Metazoa, Chordata, Actinopteri, Lampriformes, Lampridae. Bases 261 to 1742 code for a protein of 493 amino acids. The record is from RefSeq and is a predicted model, not a curated record.
GCAUGAGCAGGCUGGAUGCAGCAAGCUAAAUGGGAAGGAGAGAAACUAUCGGACUUUGGGAUCUACGGUGGAAACACCUUCACGUGUAAGGCACCGGGUGGGGUUGUAGUGCGCGCUGACCCCGGCUGUUGCGCCAGCUCCCUGAGAAGACAGCGUUCAGAAGUAGAAUCCCUCACCUUUCUCCCGCGUCCCAGCCCCAGACCACCUACUGUCAGGUGAGCUAGAUAGUCGUCAGUCGUUGUGGUCUGGCGUCUGUUAGCAUGGCCAUCGACAAAGCCAAGGUAGCGAUAGGGUUCUUAGUCGCAGGGGUCCUGACCGCGUUCUUCGGGACGGUGCUCGCCUUCGUUGGACCGCUGAUUAUUGACGACCAGAUUGUGAAGAAUACAGUGAUUGACCCCAAGAAUGAUCUAUCCUACACCAUGUGGAAGGACGUCCCCGUCCCGUUCUUCAUGUCCGUCUACUUCUUCAACAUCCUCAAUCCCAAGGAGAUGCUAAAGGGAGAAAAACCCAUGGUGGAGCAGAGGGGACCCUAUGUGUACAGGAAGCGGUGCCAGAAGGACAACAUCACCUUCCAUGCCAACAACACGGUGUCGUACAAGGAAUACCGGAGGUACUUCUUCGAGCCCAGCAUGUCUGCAGGAAACGAGUCCGAUACAGUCACCAUCCCAAACAUGCUGGUGUUGGGUGCAGCAGUGAUGAUGGAGAACCUGCCGUUUGCGGUGCGGCUGAUGAUCAGCGCCACCUUUAAAACGUUCAAAGAGGGUCCCUUCCUGACCAAGACCGUAGGGGAGCUGAUGUGGGGCUACGACAGUGGACUAGUGGACUUCCUCAAUAAAUACUUACCCGGCAUGCUGCCCUCCACUGGCAAGUUUGGCCUCUUCGCUGAGUUCAACAACUCCAACACCGGGCUGUUCAACAUCUUCACUGGGAAAGACGACAUCAGGAAGGUCCACAAAGUCGACUCCUGGAAUGGCCUGAAGAAGCUGACGAACUGGGGAACCCCUCAGUGUAACAUGAUCAAUGGAACAGCUGGGCAGAUGUGGCCCCCCUUCAUGACGCCCGAGUCCACGCUGCCUUUUUACAGCCCUGACGCCUGCAGAUCUAUGGAGCUUGUUUACCAGCGCCCUGGCGCUUUCAAGGGGAUCCCUCUGUAUCGAUAUGUGGCUCCAAAAACCCUGUUUGCCAAUGGAUCCGACUACGCUCCCAAUGAGGGCUUCUGCCCCUGCAGACAGUCUGGCUUGCUCAAUGUCAGCAGCUGCCGACACAAUUCUCCUGUCUUCAUCUCUCAUCCUCACUUCUUCAAUGCUGACCCCGUGCUCCUGGACUACGUGCAGGGCCUUGAGCCUAAUGAGGAAGAACACGGUCUCUUCAUCGACAUUCACCCCCAAACAGGUGUCCCGCUGAACGUGUCCAUUCGCCUGCAGCUCAACCUCUACAUGAAGAGGGUCUCCGGAAUUACAGAAACUGGCAGGAUUUCUGAAGUGGUGAUGCCAAUGAUCUGGUUCGAGGAGAAGGGGUAUAUAGACGGCCCCAUACUCACUACGUUCCACACCAACCUGGUGGUGUUGCCUACAGUGAUGACGUGGAUGCAGUACGUCUUCAUAGGCCUCGGCUUGGCCACUGUCGUAGUGGCCGUGGCGGUGCAUCGCCGACUGAAGGUAUCCAGUAAAGAGCAAGUAAAAGUCCACGCUGCCAAUGAAACACACAAGGACAAAUUUAUCAUGAAUGAUUCAGAUAAAUAGAUGUAAGGGACUACCACGCCAGAUGAAAAUGUGAUCACUGUACCCAAUGAGACCAGCCCUCUGCUAGCGGACGAUGUGGACCGAACAGCUGUGAUGAAUCCUUGGAAUGAAGCACUCCAUAUGGCCUACAGUGCAGUCACUGGUUACACAACGGACAUAUCUCAGACCGAACCUAAACUUCGUCACAUGGUAUGCUGUGCAAUGUAUUAUAUGAGACAGGAGCGUGUCAGGUUUUACAAUUUUUAGUUGAUGAGACUCUCAGCCGAAGUCUUGGGUCGACCUUACUUGAUUACUGCGGCGUUGCCGUAAGCAUAUUUGUGCUGAAGCUGUAGAGUUGAGACUUCCGGGCUCCACGUUGAGCCAGUUUACAAGUAACGAUGUCCCGUCGAGCACCGCGACCGUUCGAAGGGCAGCCAGGUUCUGCCGAGCCCAGUUACAUGGAAGCAGUGAGAACUGGGAUCGCCACUUCGUCGAGUCUGCUAACAUUUCUACUUCUACUGUGGUCUUUACUUGUUUUUGAUUCUAAUUACCUUUGUUGUCCAAGUUGUUAAAAACUUGAUUAUUUCAAGCUGCCCCCCAUGGGAGAAGACCAUGCAGCAAUGCUGCAGUGCAGAAAACUGUUGUAUAAUUUCCUGCAGUGCAGCUUCAGGCAUGUUUGAGCCACGACGGUGACGAGGAAGCCCUUUGCUAAUUCUCACUACCAGAGCUUUAAAAUGCCCCCUAACCGGGGCAUGUUCCUUUGUUUUAUAGCUUACGUAACUUUAUGGUCCUCUUACAUUACGCAAUAAUGUAUUAAUUAAUAUAUUAAUUAAUUAAUAUGUUAAUUAAUUAUGUGUCGAAUUCAGAAGGAUUUGAUUAGAUGAAUGUGACGGGUUAAUUUGGCUCAGGCUGGAGCGUGAGUCCAGGUUCCUUCCAUAAGCAGUGAAGUAUCAGUGAACAUAUUGUGUUGCAAUGACUGGAAUGUAUUUUGUUAACUAAACAAAUGACACUGCGCCACAUCAAACACCCCCUUCUUGUAGUUAAGAUAACUAAUAGUGAUACACUUUGAAGUGAUAAAUGUGCCUUGUGUCAAACUUCUGAUUAUGAAAUGCCUGAUUCUGCUGACUACAGUAUAUAUACUAUGUAUAUAGUAUAGUAUAUACGGUAGUCACGUGUACUCCUACGUACUGUGUAUGUAGCAGGUAGGAGUACGUGGGACAGCUUUAAGUGAGUAGUGGUGAAUACUGUACCAGCCAUCCUUGUUGAGAAGACAAAACGACGACUUGUAGUGCAGACUUACACAAUAAAGAUAGAGAUUUAUACGAUGUAUGAGAGGUUUAUUUGAUACAGGGGAAUAAGUGCCGUGAAUAUCUUCCAGACUGCUGUAUUAAUACUUUUGUAAAAUAAAAAAUUCUGU